Centropristis striata (black sea bass) is the source of this 1711-nucleotide messenger RNA. RefSeq names its product ring finger protein 41, like (gene rnf41l). Lineage: Eukaryota; Metazoa; Chordata; Actinopteri; Perciformes; Serranidae. The record is from RefSeq and is a predicted model, not a curated record. Gene Ontology annotation, cellular component: plasma membrane signaling receptor complex. Bases 1 to 1020 code for a protein of 339 amino acids. The transcript is spliced from 5 exons. Gene Ontology annotation, molecular function: zinc ion binding. Gene Ontology annotation, biological process: regulation of canonical NF-kappaB signal transduction; protein K63-linked ubiquitination; positive regulation of JNK cascade.
AUGGGCUUUGAUCUGGAGAGGUUUGUUGGAUAUGUGAAUGAAGGUCUUCUGUGCUGUGUGUGCCGAGACGUGCUGGAGCGCCCCCUCCAGGCGCCCUGUGAACACGCAUACUGCAGCGCCUGCAUCAGCAGCUGGCUGGUCCAUCACCACUCCUGUCCCGAGGACAGAUUGCCACUGGAUGUGGGCAGUCUCAAACCACUGUACAGGUACAUGCGUAAUGACCUGAACCGCCUGCAGAUCCGCUGUGUGAACGCAGGGCAGGGCUGUGAGGCAGUCUGCUCCCUGGAGACCCUGCACGCACAUGAGGAAGAGUGCGAGUUCGCCUUCAUUUCCUGUUCUAACACAGGUUGUCCUGUGCAGGUAGAGAGGCGGGGCUUGGAGGCUCACCUGUCAGAAUGUAACUUCCGCAGCAGGGAGUGUCCCAAUGGCUGCGGCCACACCCUUCUAUCAAUCGACCAAUCACAGCAUAACUGUGUGGCAGAGCUGCGCACGGAAGUGGAAUUGCUCAGGGCCGAGAUGCUGUGCAAGGUGGAGGAGGUGAGACGAGAGAUGGAGUCUCGGUUGGACUCCCAGAGGAGACACAUGGUGCAGAAAGAGUCACAACUGAAGAAUGACGUGGAGGAGCUUAAGGGUCAGCUGUCCCGUGUGAUGUGUGACAUGCGAGCCCUGUUAGGAGCAGAGCGUCUGAGAAGACAGGAGCUGGCAGAGGCAGAGCUGGAGAAGAGAGAGCUGUUGGAGCUCCUCAGAGACCUGCAGCCAAUCAGGAGUCAGAAUCCUGUGGAACAGGCGUCCAGAGAGGAGCAGACAUUCGGGUGGGAGCUUCAAACUGAGGCGAUAAGACACCAGCAGAGGGAGGUGUCUUUACAUGCCUCCAGUUUGUCACUUCAUUCAGCUCAGGCCAUAAAUAUAUCUGGGCCUCCUCCAUCACCUCAGCUGGGAGAGGGGACACGCAAGGGGGGCACCAGGAGCCUGACUCUGGACUGCAUCAAGAGGAAGAGCCGCGAGGUGACGGUCAUCUGACCAAACCAGAAGAGAUUAAAUCUUUAUUUUUCUAAUAUUUGGCUAAUCGUUUAGUAAUCAAAAUAUAGCAUGUGUACAGUACGUUCUGUAGUUACUCUAAUGAAGUUUGAGAUUUAAAAAAAAAAAAUCUGAGAAGCUGAAAAAUAGUCUGUGUGGAAUGAAACAUAUGUUGUUUGAAAGUGAACUUUUACUUUGUUGAAAGUGAUUCGACAUAAAUUCAUUUUGUAGACUCACUACUAAUCCGAUCUGCAAACAGAUUUUUAUGUCAUGUCUCAUGGAUUUUGGAUCCCUCAGGCUUUAAUUAAAAGUUACUUCAAGUAAUUUUCUUGAUCUCAGCAUCAAUUUAUUCCCAGUUUCCUCAUUAGUGAUGCAUCUGAUUCAGAAUUUUCAGAUUUUUUUCCCCUGCAUGAACUGCAUUUCUUUUAAAAGGUAUACUUAUGCAGGAUUCACAUAAAAACAAUAUAUAGACUGAUACAAAAGUAAUUCCUCUCAAUCAUCAUUUAUAAAAAGUUGUGUGGCUAUGUCUGUAUCUGCAGAAACCCUGCCCUCUUCCUAUAUUUUCUCUUUUUUAAAUUUUGCUGCGUUAAGGGAAUUUCUUGGUGUCACCCUUUGGGCACGAAGUCAUGAAAAUGGACAGUGUAGAAUAAUGCAAAUAUAACUAAUUUUAUGUCUUAAAGCAUCAGUCUUCUAA